AUGCUUGCUCGUUCCUCCUCCUCUGCUGCUGCUAAACCACCAUCCCGAUCCUCUGAUCAAGAGCGUUUAGCCAAGAAACAACGUUUGAGUUAUCUUGGCUACCUCUUGCAUCAUGAUGUUGAAACUGCCUCUCUCUUGGCCUAUGCUGUCUCCCCCACUCUCUCUGCUACCAAGGAUCUUGAAAUGUCAGAGCCUUCUGAUAACUGA
This is a messenger RNA of Mucor velutinosus, 207 nucleotides long. RefSeq lists its product as uncharacterized. Bases 1 to 207 code for a protein of 68 amino acids. NCBI's taxonomy places the organism in Eukaryota, Fungi, Mucoromycota, Mucoromycetes, Mucorales, Mucoraceae. The record is from RefSeq and is a predicted model, not a curated record. The transcript has a single exon.